Molecule: messenger RNA, 1159 nt
Organism: Onychostoma macrolepis
Lineage: Eukaryota; Metazoa; Chordata; Actinopteri; Cypriniformes; Cyprinidae
Gene: cabp2a
Product: calcium binding protein 2a
Exons: 7
Coding region: 349-1053 (234 amino acids)
Molecular function (GO): calcium ion binding
Source: RefSeq, a predicted model, not a curated record
GAAAGAAGGGGGAAGAAAAAACAUGCAGAGAGAGAGAGAAAACAGACAACAGAUGCAAGGUCCGAGAGCAUCGGGAUUAGAGUGCUCAGAAAACCCUGGAAAUGGCGUUUCUGGCUGAAGGAAUAGGUCUCACUGCUCCCCUGUUUUUGGUGGUAUUAGCAUCACUACCCAUCACCUCUUGUUUAAGCAACUCCGCCCCCUCUUGGGAUAUUCUGACGACAUCGAUCAUGUGUCGCAAAGUUUAUGUAAUAAUCUGAGGACAGAAACCAAGAGUGAGUGAUAAAGAGGGAAGGGGAGGGACAGAGAUGACAAGAAAGAGUUGGAGCAGUGAGAAUUAGAGAAAUACAAAUGAUGGGAGCGAAGCCAUCUAAAAGAAGCAGCGUGAAGAAGGGGGUCCCGCCCCUGGAAGGCAGUGGACAGCCAUUGGCAUCCGCCGUGUUAAGAGGCAGCGGUGAUGCGGCAGCUGAGGAUGAGGAUGAUGAAGAGCUGGGCCAGCAGUUUGAGGAGCCGAUAUGUGCUCUGGUUCAGAACUGUACCAUGCUACACAACAUCGUGGGCCCAGCCUGCAUCUUUCUCCGGCAAAGCUUCGCUCAGGCUCAACUCGACAGAGAUCUACGGCCAGAGGAAAUUGAAGAGUUGAAAGAAGCCUUCCGGGAAUUUGACAAAGACAAGGACGGCUUCAUUAGCUGUAAGGAUCUGGGCGAGUGCAUGAGGACGAUGGGCUACAUGCCCACAGAAAUGGAGCUGAUUGAACUCAGUCAGCAGAUCUGUGGUGGUAGAGUGGAUUUCGAGGACUUUGUAGACCUGAUGGGCCCAAAGAUGCUGGCUGAGACAGCAGACAUGAUCGGAGUGAAAGAACUGAGAGAUGCUUUUAGAGAGUUUGAUUCCGAUGGUGAUGGUCAGAUCAGUCUGGCUGAACUAAGGGAAGCCAUGAAGAAGCUGAUGGGAGAGCAGCUCAACCACAGAGAGAUUGAUGAGAUCCUCAGGGAUGUUGACCUCAAUGGAGACGGGCAGGUUGACUUUGAAGAGUUUGUCCGAAUGAUGUCUCGCUAACUUAGAAGACUCAUGAAAAAGGGAGAGAACAACCGGCUUGUCAACUCCUAAUGUGAAGAGUGAAAUGCGUCUGCUUUAACUACUUUAUGUAAUUAUUUAAACCAUG